Thalassophryne amazonica is the source of this 1690-nucleotide messenger RNA. It is a transcript of the gene ralylb, whose product is annotated as RNA-binding Raly-like protein. Lineage: Eukaryota; Metazoa; Chordata; Actinopteri; Batrachoidiformes; Batrachoididae. Gene Ontology annotation, cellular component: nucleus. The coding region runs from base 517 to 1398 and encodes 293 amino acids. Gene Ontology annotation, molecular function: RNA binding. The transcript has 9 exons. The record is from RefSeq and is a predicted model, not a curated record.
GCCUUUCGGUUUUGUUUGGAGGGUCGAAGCCGAGCAGGUUUUGUCAGUGUUGAUUUUUCAAACAUUCACUGGUGGUUUUGAAACCUUUUUAAUUUUUCUUUUUCUUGUUGGUUUCUGUCGACUUUUGCUGUUGCUGUGCUUUGGUUUGCAUUUUGCGGUGUUGUUUGUUGCCUUGGAGUUUUAUGAUUUUGAUGUCUUGGUGGAUCCCACCAGUCCAGCCCUUUGAUUUGACUUUUUCUUUCUAUACUAAAAGGAGUAAUUUUUAAAGACCCCAUGGCGUCUUAACCUCAUGUACUUUUCUUGCAGCUGAGCUCACAGGUUUGUUGUUUUUGUCUUUUUUCUAUUUCAUUGUACUUUUGCUGGUGGCAGUAUCAAGCAUUUUUGGAUGUGAUCAUAUUUUUUUCUGAAUAGAUGAUGCUGGGUGCACGGGGGAAGUUUUGAUUCUUUUUGGUUUUCUGUGUCCACGAGGAUGAACAGACAUUUUUUUCCCCUCUGCAGGAGGGCAACUAGAGGAGGAUGACUGGUAAAACCCAAACCAGCAACGUUACCAACAAGAAUGACCCUCGCUCGCUCAACUCCAGAGUCUUUAUUGGCAACCUCAACACAGCCAUCGUCAAGAAGACCGAUAUAGAGGUCAUCUUUGCCAAGUACGGCAAGAUUGUGGGUUGCUCCGUGCACAAGGGUUACGCCUUCGUACAGUACAUAAAUGAGAGAAAUGCCAGAGCGGCUGUGGCAGGAGAAAAUGCCCGCAUCAUCGCUGGACAGCCUCUUGACAUAAACAUGGCAGGCGAGCCAAAGCCGUACAGGCCUAAGGCGGGCUCCAAACGGCCGCUCUCAGCUGUUUACAGUGGUUAUGAAUUUGAUUAUGAGUACUACAGGGACGAUUUUUAUAGCAGGCUUUUCGACUAUCACGGCAGAGUGGCCCCCCCACCGCGAGCUGUCAUUCCUCUGAAGCGCUCCAGGGUGCUCGCUCCCUCUUCCCGCCGCGGGAAGACUUCCUUCCCCAUCAAAACAUCGUCUUCUUCCUCCUCUUCAUCCUCCAGACCUCCCGCCUUGUCCUCGUCCUCGGGGCUCAAAUCAGUGAAGACGGACCAGCUUCAAACGAUUAAACGGGAGCUCACCCAGAUCAAGAUGAAGAUCGACUCUUUGCUGGGACGUCUGGAGAAGAUCGAAAAGCAACAGAGAGCCGAGUCUGAGGCUCAGAGGAAGUACGAAGACAACUGUGACUCACUGCAUGAGGAGUCUGUAUCUGAGACGGCAGAGAACUCUGGGGAGGACGCUGGCGAGGGGGCACUGGAUGUGGAAGCAGGAGAGAUGACCGAUGGAGGCGAGGAUGACUACGACGAGGAGGGCAACCACCAUCUGAUAGAGAACCAUGUAUCAGACAUUGACAACUGAAACGAGGGCGACGAUGCAGACGUCCUGGCUGGAGGUAUUAGAAUUCAUCAAAGCCUUCAAGAGAGAGAAAAGGAUCUCUGAGGGUUGGAGAAGCCCAUUCUGGACUGUAAAUUGUGUUCAAGAGACGCUGAAUCACAUUUUGAUACACAAACGGAGCGUGAUGCGCCCAAACGUGUUCCGAACCCAUUUUCAUGCAUUGGCCCGAGUGUAGCUCAUGGACAUUCUGUGCAUCCAACUUUUCACUGCAAGAGCCUAAAAGUACCGUGUGCUGAUCGUGUUGCUGCAAGGAGCA